AAAGCGUAGUUGACUCUACAUGGCUAAUAAUUACAAGUAAAUCUGGUGUAAUCCCGUGGUGAAGGAAGCCUGGAGAACAGAAACAUUCAAAAGAGCCUUCAUCUUUGCAAUGCAUGCAUCUGGCAGUUGUGGCAUGUGGGGACCGGCUGGAAGAGACUCUCAUCAUGCUGAAAUCAGCAGUUCUCUUUAGCAACAGGAGGCUCUGUUUUCACAUUUUUGCUGAGGAUUCCCUUAAGCCUGAAUUUGAGAAGAAGUUACAGGAAUGGCCUUCCUCAUAUACGAAGAAGUUUGAAUACAACAUUUACCCAAUAACCUUCUCAGUAGGAAAUGCUCAGGAAUGGAAAAAGUUAUUCAAACCAUGUGCUGCCCAGCGCCUUUUUCUUCCGGUUAUUUUAAAGGAUGUGGAUUCUCUUCUUUACGUGGACACCGAUGUUCUCUUCCUGAGGCCCAUCGAUGACAUCUGGCACAUCCUGACAGAGUUUAACUCCACACAGCUAGCCGCUAUGGCCCCAGAACAUGAAAUACCAAAGAUUGGCUGGUAUAGUCGAUUUGCGCGUCACCCUUAUUAUGGGACAACUGGAGUCAAUUCUGGAGUCAUGCUAAUGAAUUUAACCCGGAUACGCAACACUCAGUUCAAGAACAGUAUGAUACCAUCUGGUUUGACUUGGGAGGAAAUGUUGUAUCCAUUAUACCAAAAGUACAAAAAUUACAUUACAUGGGGAGACCAGGAUUUACUAAAUAUUAUUUUUUACUUUAACCCAGAGUGUCUCUAUGUGUUUCCCUGUCAAUGGAACUACCGGCCUGAUCACUGUAUGUAUGGGAGUAACUGUAAAGGUGCAGAAGAAGAAGGUGUCUCUAUUCUGCAUGGAAACAGAGGUGUCUACCACGAUGACAAACAGCCUACAUUCAAGGCGCUCUAUGAAGUGAUACGUGAUUUUCCCUUUGAAGACAAUCUCUUCCAGUCUUUGUACUACCCUCUUCAGUCUAAGUUUCUGGAUACAGUGCACACUUUAUGUGGGAGAAUUCCACAAGUAUUUCUGAAGCAAAUUGAGAAAACUAUGAAGAAGGUAUAUGAAAACCGUGUCAUUGUCUACUUGGGAGCAAACCACAGAUACUAGAAGUAGCUAUAUUUCUAGGCAGAGUUUUUCAUUCUUGCACCCAGAUCUCAUGAGGCAUAUAAAUGAAGAGUAUGACCUCUUCUGCUUAAAGUUGGAAAUAAAGUGUCUUCCUUAUAUAAUUUCCUAAUAAGCUCUGACAUUACAAAAAUGAAAGAAAUCCUAAAAGUCUACCUGAACUUUCCUUUCUUACACUUUUUGUUUUUCUUCCUACAUUUCUCUCAGUUGUAACAGGAAGAGCUGAUGACUCUCACUUUUCUUUGAUUAACUUAGUUUGGUUAUUUGUCUACGAACAGCUGUAUUCACUAUAACUUUUUUUUUUUUUUUUUGAAGUUGUGCAAAACUGUGUACUGAUCUUAGGCUUAAUGAAGAAGUGACAGUUUGAGCUAUGUAAUACCUAGGUAAUAUAACCUCUUGCUGAUUCUUGGGUGUCAUGAGAAUGCUGAUUACAAAAAAGAUCACUUUUAUGAUAGGAUGGGUUAAAGUUUACUAUGCUAAAAGGAAAAUAUUUGCUUAAAAUUGCACUUCUCUGAAGAUAUAGUACCUGCUAUUCUUCACAGGUAGCACUGAAGAUUUCUCGCUUUAAAGGAUUAGGGGAAUAGAAGUGUCUAUUUACUUUGCAUUUUACAGCACUUCUUGUCUAGUGAUUGUCAUUUUUCCCCUCUGCCAUUCAGUUGUUUUGUGAGGGCUUCUCCUAAAGGAAUUAGGAGGAAAACCAUUAAAGCAUAAACAGGAAAGCAGUAUGCGAGAAUUGGGAAGGGCGUGUAGUGGAAGGGGUGGCACCUGCAAAGUUAAUUGACUGCAGAAAGAGAAUCCUCUCUUGCAUGGAAUACAGCUAUGGUAUUCACCCUCACCUUCCUUCAGUCUUAAGAAUGUAUCCUCUAACUUGUUAGUAGUAAUUACAUUAGACAGAGUGCAAGAAUAUUGUGAAUGAAGAGAACAAAAGCAGGUACUAUUGACCUGUUUUACUCUCUAAUUAAUCCUCUUUAAUUGCUAUUUACUGCACAGUAAUAAUUGUAUGCCGCUGAGAACCUUUCUUCCGUCCCUUUGUUGGGAGACCAAGAACGCUGUCUCUGAGCACCUCUUCUGUUUUGCCAAAACCCCCUUGUUCUGUGGCAUAAAAAUGUAUCUCUUCCUGGCACUUUCAUUCCUGGAAGCAGAAUUUUGUGCUAGGAUUAUAAUGAAUAGCCUCAGAGUGAAAGGGGAUACAAGAUGGCGUUGCAAUUUUUUAAAAUACUUAGUUUAGAUUUCAAAAGCAUGAUGAUCAUCCUACAAUAUGCACAUACUUAUGUAUGCUUAUUAAAACUUGCAAUAGCUAAAAGGUGCUAAGGAGAGGUUAUUGGGGAAUUGGAAGUAAUGGCACUCCUAAGGAGCAAUGAUACAACAGCAGAUUCAUAGAGGGUGUUUUCUAAGUGUAAGCCCUGAGGGAUACAUGUAGCUGAGUGCUUAUAGAAAUCAACUGAGAAAAUAACCUUACCUUUCAAGUUCACUCAGCAUUUAAAAAAAGCCAUUACUUGGAAUUACUCAUUUUUAUAUCUAGUAGGCAAAGGAGGAGAGGGGUGAGGAAGGCAAGAUACGUGAAGCUUUUCUGUAAUGAAAGGAAAAUGGCUACAGAUAGUAUAUCCUAUACAUGUAGCAUAUAUGGUUAGAGAUAAAUAUUCCAUAUGCAUGGAUGAUAGAAAGGAUGUUUCCUUAGUUGAAAGAGUGGAAUUUCUGAAGAACUGCAUUUUUUGGGAUAGUUCCCCUUACCGGUCACGACUGAUGCACGGUUUCAUAAGAAAACAGACUACAGUAGAAAGUCCUCUUAGCUCACACAUACCUCUCUCCUUGCGUGGCAACUGCCGGCCUGUCUCUCCACCCUGCCGGAGCUCAUAUUGCCAUCAGACCAACGACACGAGGGAAAACACAGGCUUUGCCAGCAUCACAGGCUGCCAAUAGACAGGCUGUACAGAAGGUUAAAUGCUAACAGAAGCUUUUCCCAGUUACACAGAGUGUGAAAACAUAUGUGACAUAUGCACAAGCAUGCUGUGCGAACGCCACAGCACAGCAAAUCGCCCUGCUAGGAACCAGCUGAGGAGCGUAGCUGCCCUGGCAGGAGCUGGGAAUAAGGGGCGUACGGACUUGGUCCUCGCAAUUUCACUGCAUGCCUCUGCUAGCCCUUGCAGGCAUGACAGAAAAGCAGCAAUGUCUGUGGUUUGUGCUUCUGUGGGCUGCAAAGCCUGAUGAGCAAUUUGUGCCUGUGUCCAGCUCAGACCCGUUAUCACAUGGUCUUUGCCAUGUAAGUGCAAAUGGACGUGCAGAGGACAGGAGCAGCUCUGCAGUGAUUUCGAAUGAAAGCCCAGAAAAACUUCCUAAUGGGAACCAGAAACGCAUUUAAACUUUAGUGUAGAUGUCACUGUCUCUCACGACUUUGAAUGAACUUUUAGUGGUAACUUUAAAAGAACAGUACAUUUCUAGCUAGAGAAAAGUUUGAAAACAACCCAAAUGAACAUGAAAGACUUCAAAGCCAGAAGGCAAUAAAAGGAAAAUUCAGCAUGCUGUUUUAAAAAGUGCAAGAUAAAGUAAGCCUAAUACGUGACAGGUAAACCUUUUGGGCUGGCAAUACUGAGAGCUUGCAAAAAUAAGAGGUUACUCUUUGUUCUGUUUUUUUUAAUAUCAGGGUAAAGCUGGUCAUAGGUCAAGUGAGGAUAGAUGAGACACAUGCUGGGCACUCCAAGUGCCUCAUCUCUUUGGUAUCUGCAGGCCACAGGAAGCUGCAAGGCAAAAGUCUUGUUGCCCAGAUAGUUGUGACUCUGGUGCUAAGUCUCUGAAGUUGAGUAAGGCUGUGACUGCGCAAACUAUGAUUCAGUAGGACCUUGAAACUAUGGGCAAGUUAUAAUGAAGGAAUGGAAUUCAUUACAAAACAAAUGCAGUAUUACAUAUAAAAUUAUUAGCGAUGAAAACAGUGCUUUUUAUGUUUACAGGAGGUGCCAUAUUAUUUUUAGAAAGAACUGUAUUAUGUUCUUAACAGCUAUUAAAAUAUAUGAAGUUUAUGCUUUAACAUGAAGACUUCUGUUAAUGUAAUAUCAAAUUGCAGGAAUAAUGGGGGGAGGUUCCCCCAUACUGUGCUUUUUCUGAGAAAAAAGCUGUAAUUUGAUCUCUCCAAAGUGUUUUUAAAUA
This is a messenger RNA of Struthio camelus australis, 4274 nucleotides long. The record is from RefSeq and is a predicted model, not a curated record. Lineage: Eukaryota; Metazoa; Chordata; Aves; Struthioniformes; Struthionidae.